AUGCGGUGCACCCACAUUGCGCGUCUGCUGCAGCUCGCGGGCUUGGCACUUAGUCUUUGGACAAGCAGUUGUGCUGCCGAAGACAAUAAUACCAUUACCAACACUACUAUUAGUAUAAAACACAAGCCACUCGAUAUCAAAACAUUUCACUCGCUGCGCCGCGCAAAAUCUAAGCCCAGAUUCCGUCCCGAUCUGCUGUACGAUCCGCCAAUGCCGAUCACCAAAGUGGCAUACUCUGCCAACGAGGGGCUCAUCACGUUCGUGGCGUCCGUGUAUCCAAACUCGACGCUAAAGGAGAGCGCAGCGCUUAAACGCACCGAGGACAAUCGAACAGACUCAGCUAUGGUAUUUGACAACCUGUGGGCGAGACACUGGAAUGAGUGGAUGUGGAGCAUCGAUGAUUACACGCUGUCGCCAACCGGAGACAAUGUUGCCUUUGUCACUCGCCCACCGUUUGACAAUAUGACGUGGUCGACAAACGUGGACAUUUACCUGGUCUCAACAUCCGGCAACUCAAAGCCACGCCUGCUCACGGCCCGCAUAGACGGCAUGUCCAGCUCGCCCGUGUUUUCGUCCGAUGGUAGGCGGUUAGCCUGGUUGCAAAUGGAAACCCCAGGCUGCGAGUCCGACAUUAACCGCAUCUAUGUGCAUAACAUUGCCGCACGUGAGACAAUUGCGAUUUCCUAUGACUGGGACCUAUCACCGAGCUCGCUUGUGUGGUCCAAGGAUGAUAAAACUAUAUAUACGCACUCAGACCAGCCCGCAGACAUUCACCUGCUGGACACAUACAGCCGUAGAACAAAGCAGCUGACCUGCGUCAACAAGGAGGCACUUAAGGAGCUGAACCUCUGCGUGCCCGAGGACUUUUUGUUCAACGGUGCUCGCGGCGACAAGGUUCAUGGCAAGAACUUCACGGACUCGAUCCGGCACAAAUGGGGUGACCUCCCGUAUGUCGAUCUAAUGCGCGGUAUUGACUUUGUCACGAGCAAAUACAACUUUGUCGAUUCCACCCGCAUGGCAGCGCUCGGCGGCUCCUACGGCGGCUACAUGGUCAACUGGCUCAACGGACACACGGAUAAGUUUAAGUGCAUGGUCGCGCACGACGGAAAGUUCAGCACAGUGUCCGGGUAUUACGGUACGGACGAGCUGUGGUUUCCCGAGUGGGACCUAGGCAAGCCCUGGGAGAUCGCCGGCCGCGCGAUACUCGAGGAGAACAAUCCUGAGAGAUUCGCGUCAAAUUUUAAAACUCCGACGCUGUUUAUCCAGGGAGAGAAAGAUUUUAGGAUACCCGUUAGCGAGUCACUGGGCGCGUGGACGAUGCUCCGGCGCAGGGGUAUCCCAGCGCGUUUUGUGUACUUCCCUGAUGAGGACCACUGGAUUAACAAGAUGGGGAACUCCAUGCGGUGGUACACCGAGGUGCUGGACUGGAUCACUACCUGGACAAACACCACGGCGCCGUAUCACAUUCGCUAA
Molecule: messenger RNA, 1473 nt
Organism: Kickxella alabastrina
Lineage: Eukaryota; Fungi; Kickxellomycota; Kickxellomycetes; Kickxellales; Kickxellaceae
Product: Alpha/Beta hydrolase protein
Exons: 5
Coding region: 1-1473 (490 amino acids)
Biological process (GO): proteolysis
Molecular function (GO): serine-type endopeptidase activity
Source: RefSeq, a predicted model, not a curated record